Zingiber officinale is the source of this 2840-nucleotide messenger RNA. RefSeq names its product putative serine/threonine-protein kinase-like protein CCR3. The record is from RefSeq and is a predicted model, not a curated record. Lineage: Eukaryota; Viridiplantae; Streptophyta; Magnoliopsida; Zingiberales; Zingiberaceae. The transcript is spliced from 3 exons. Gene Ontology annotation, molecular function: ATP binding; protein serine/threonine kinase activity. The coding region runs from base 362 to 2776 and encodes 804 amino acids. Gene Ontology annotation, biological process: protein phosphorylation.
AUGUUCUUUCACUAAUUCAACUUGGGAGCCACUAGACCCCAAUAGUGACUGAUGAUUAGCUCUUUCAGGUUGGAGUGGGGCUGGAUUCCUUGGAGAACACUCUCAUUCUUUUUAAUAUUCUCAUCAUCAUUUUUUCAAGUGAUGUAAACUGCUUGCCUCAGAAGAAAGGAUAGGAGGAAUCAAUCAUCAAUAUAAGCUUGUCGGAGAAGAAUGCUUUGAGCUGCACGGCCAUCAUUCUUCUCAUCGAAUGGACGAUGAUGAAGAAAACGUGUCAUAUGGCUGACUGUUCCUUUGGCUUCUCUAUGCGGGAUAAAAGAGGAGCCCGUCCUCCGGCUUUCACAACCACCGCCGCCGCCGCCUGAUGAGAGAAUUUUCAGCCUCCGCCUUGGCGGUGAUCGCGACCCUGACGGCUCUCAUCGGCCCCGCCAACCCCACAGGCUCCUCUUCCACCCUAGCCAUCGCCCACGGUUCCGCCACCGUCUGCGGCGUCGUCGCUGGCACCUCGAACUCAUUCAUCCAGUGCGCCACCGCCUCCGCAUCCUCCUCUUCUCCAUUCCUCGUCUCCCCCAACGCCUCAUUCUCCUCCAUCUCUGCCGGCCGGGACUCCAUCUGCGGCCUCAGGGCCGGCGGAACCUCCUUCCUCUGCUGGAACUUGACUGCCUCCUCCAGCACCGCCCCCCCAGCAAGGCGCGUCUACGAAGGCUCCGCCGCCCUCGAAGAGCUCUCGGUCGGCGAAGUCCAUAUCGCCGCUCUCGAUCGCAACCGUACCUUCAUUGAGUGGUGGCGAUCCGAUGGCCGAUUCCCCUCCAACAUCUCCGGAUCCUACCAUUCUCUCGCCUCCGGUCGUGAUUUCUCCUGCGCCUUGAUUUCCAACGGCUCCCUGCGCUGCUGGGGGCCGCGCGGGGGUGAAAUCGAGGCGGACUUCGCCGAUUCCACCAUGUCGACCAUCGCCGCCGGAGAUUCUCACGUCUGCGGAAUCGACACCGUAGGCCGCCUUAUUUGCGGAGGCAACAACGACGCAGGGCAGUCGACGCCUCCCUCGAGCCCGGCGUUCGAGUUCGGGGCGCUCGCUCUUGGUGAGAAACACUCUUGCGCGGUGAGGAAUUCCAACGGCACGGUCAUCUGCUGGGGCGGCGCCGCCGGUAUUGAAUACACACCGGCUAACGCCACCUCCUUCGUGCUAGUUGUCGCCGGCGGUAAUCUAACCUGCGGCCUUGCGACCGCGAACUUUAGCGUGCUCUGUUGGGGCACCAACAGAAGCAGCCUGACGGCGACUUUACCGUUGCCGAGAAUUCUUCCCGGAAUUUGCACUUCCAAUCAAAGCUCUUGCCUUUGCGGUCUCUUCCCGGAUUCCGAGACAUUGUGUUCUGGUUCUCGAGUCAUAUGCAAUCGCUGUGAUGGCAGAAUCCAGCCAUCAACUCCACCCCAUCUUUCGUCACCUCCGUCACCUCUGCCGCCGCCGCGUCCGCCCACUUCGUCGAAGAGGACGACGAACAGGAGGUGGCUGGCCUUCGCAAUUGUAGGUUCGAUCGGAGCAUUUUCCGGCAUCUGCUCCAUUCUCUAUUGCAUUUGGUUCGGCGUUUGCCGGCAAAAGAAGGUUCACAACUCAGUUCAGCCCACCAUUGCGGCACCUCGAACCAGUGCAUCCUACGCUCCGCAUUCCUCCGCCAUUGCCGUCAGAACGAGCCCUUCCACCUCCCCUUCUGGAUCACGGUCGCGAACGUUCUGGCGCCAAGGAUCGCGUAUCAUGAGGCGACAAAGGAGCGGCCCCUCCUCGUUCAAGGAACGCCCCGAGGAGUUCAGCUUCUCUGAUCUCGCCGCGGCCACGAAAAACUUCUCCUCGGAGACCAAAAUCGGCGCGGGGAGCUUCGGGACAGUGUACAAAGGGAAACUGCCCGACGGCCGUCAGGUGGCCAUCAAAAGAAGCGAAUCGGGGCCGCGGGCAAAGAAGUUCCAGGAGAAAGAGGGCGCUUUCGAGUCGGAGCUCGCGUUCCUCUCUCGGCUCCAUCACAAACACUUGGUCGGACUGGUAGGCUACUGCGAGGAGAGGGAAGAGAGGCUCUUAGUCUACGAGUACAUGAAGAACGGUGCUCUGUAUGAUCAUCUGCACCCAAAGAAUGAAGACAGUUCCAGCUCCAGUUCCAGUGUCUUGAACUCAUGGAAGAUGAGAAUCAAAGUGCUGUUGGAUGCAGCGAGAGGGAUCGAGUACCUUCACAAUUACGCCGUGCCUCCCAUCAUUCACCGCGACAUCAAAUCUUCCAACAUAUUGCUCGAUGCAAAUUGGCUGGCUCGGGUUUCUGACUUUGGCCUAUCGCUGUUGGGACCAGAGUCCGGCGACGGUCAUUUCUCGAUGAAGGCAGCCGGGACGGUGGGCUACAUGGACCCUGAGUACUACGGAAUGCACCUUUUGACUGUCAAGAGCGAUGUCUACGGUCUAGGAGUGGUGAUGCUCGAGGUGCUCACCGGAAAAAGAGCAAUCUUUAAGGACGAGGAGAGUGGUAAUCCGACGAGCAUUGUCGAUCAUGCAGUGCCUUUCAUUGUGGCAGGAGAGAUCAACAAGGUGCUCGAUCUCAGAGUUGGCCAACCAGGACCGAAUGAGGUUGAGGCCGUAGAGCUCCUGGCCUACACCGCCGUGCACUGUGUCACUCCUGAGGGCAAAAAUCGACCGAGCAUGACUGACAUCGUUGCCAAUCUGGAGAGCGCAGUGUCGCUUCUCCUCGACGGAAGUCGUGGAAGCGUUUCCAGUGCUUGCAUGUCCUGUCCUUCAACAGAUUGAGCUGAAUUUUUUUUGUAUAUUACUUUGUUUGUUUAGUCCGAUUUACAUUGUUUCAAAAAUGAAA